Ostrea edulis (European flat oyster) is the source of this 938-nucleotide messenger RNA. RefSeq lists its product as uncharacterized. The record is from RefSeq and is a predicted model, not a curated record. The transcript has 4 exons. Lineage: Eukaryota; Metazoa; Mollusca; Bivalvia; Ostreida; Ostreidae. Bases 336 to 824 code for a protein of 162 amino acids.
UAUGGGAGGUCAUAUCUUGGCCGAAUGGGCUAAUGUGCUGAGUUGACAGUCUUGCUAGGCGGAGGGUGCCAGGUCGCUGGUUCGACCCCGGGUUGGAGCGUAAAAUUUCAGUACUUAGUUGUGAAUAUUUAGUGCUCUAUAUAUUAAUUAUUUGAAUUUCACAUGUAUCUUUCAGUAUAUAUUACAUAGUUUGAGGUUUUUUUUCUAAGCUUGAUGGGUGAAGAACUAGAAAUGGAAUUUUUUUGAAUUCAGUAUGGGUCUGAUUUACAGUAUUUAUUUUUUCUCCUGACAGCGACUCCACAAAUUCAGCAAAUUCAUUCGAGGAGUUCGAACAAAUGUGGUUGAAGAUGAGUGAAGAGUUGGAAAUGGAAGGCCUGCCAAAGCGGCCUUCCACUCCUACCCCCGAAAGUACAAGUCAAACCGAGACAAUUCUACUUAAAAGACCUGAGAGCCAGCACAACUGCGGCACCUCAGCCAGUUACAUGUACUCGCCGGCCAUGGAUUCAAACUGGCGGUUAGCAACCGUGAUUGACGAGGAACCUUUGGACAGUUUCGAAAACUGUGAGAAUUCCAUCCUUACUACUUUCCGACGAAAAAAUCCUGAGAAAUAUAAUUUGUUGGAAAAGAGGUUGAGGGAGCCGUUAGCAGAACAAUUUAAAUUACUCCGAGAUUUGAGCGACCGCGUUUCAAAGGACUUGGAACAAAUGAACAUUAUUGUUAAUUAUUUGGAGGACCAGUUGGCUCCCGUGACACCAAAGAAAAAGAGAGUGAAAUUCACAACUUGUGAUAUUGACAUUAACAAUAACGUCAAUACCAUACUAUGAAUUGUGUAAAACUGUAAAUAUCCAUUGAGAUUUGUUUGAUAUUUUAUAUACUGAUUGACAAUUUCUUAUUGUUAAUCAGUUCAUAAUUUAAUAAGAAAAAAAAGUAACGUUAUA